AUGCAUGUCGCUCGCUUCUUGAUGCCGGCCGUGUUGGCCUCUGUGGCCGCGGCCGAGACAAAGUUCUGCGGCGCUCCCAACGACUUCGAGGUCCUUAUGGGCACGCCGUGGAUCGUUUACUCGAUGAACUACAACUACAAAUCCAUCAGCGGAUCGUGCUGCACUGGAUACUACGGAACGUCAGGCGAGGGCGACGCACAGCGGAUUAAAUGGAGUAGCAUCUGGGACAUUAACCCGACCGUGAACAAGGACGUCGUCAAGGGAUACUCCUUCAUCGGACUCACCCAAAGCCUGGAGACGAGGCUGAGUGACAUUAAGAGCAUCCCUAGUACCUAUGACUGGACUGUCUCCAACACUUCUGCCUAUAAAGGUAACGUCGUCUACGACUUCAUGACUUCCGACACAAAGGGCGACAGCACGUCUAGCAAUGCGCAGGAGCUCAUGCUCUGGCUUCGUUACGAAGGAGGACAGGUCCCCAUCGGCUGGGCCGAAGGACCGACUGCGACAAUCGACGGGCUCUUCGGUAAGGACGGCUGGAAGCUUUACCAGGGCAAGAAUACCGACACGGGCAUCACGGUGUCGUCGCUGCUCGUGCCGCAGGACAGCCAGUUUGGAGAUCUGCAGGGUGGCUCAUUCGAAGGUGACAUCAAGGACUGGCUCGUUGCGCUGGCAAAGCAGGGCGUCUUCUCCGAAAGCACCUACGUCAAUGUUGGAAAUGCCGGCAUGGAGCCGUACUGGGGCACCGUCACGUUCAACAACACCCUCGGUUUGAGGAUCAACCUUUAA
Colletotrichum truncatum is the source of this 786-nucleotide messenger RNA. Its product is annotated as family 12 glycoside hydrolase. Lineage: Eukaryota; Fungi; Ascomycota; Sordariomycetes; Glomerellales; Glomerellaceae. Gene Ontology annotation, molecular function: cellulase activity. Gene Ontology annotation, biological process: polysaccharide catabolic process. The record is from RefSeq and is a predicted model, not a curated record.